AUGAAAAUUUAUAUAGAUGCUUUUAUUUGUGAUUAUUCUGAAUAUAUUUGGUAAUCAGAAAAAAUGAUUUACAAUUUUAUGAAGAUUUUACAUUUUAAAGUUAUAUUGCUUUCAAUUUUUGGAUUUACUAUCAAACAAAAUAUCAUUUAUUAUCUACUCAGGCUUAACCAAUAUUUCAUUAUAAUAAUUAUUCCUUAGAUUUAAAAUAUAAAUCUAAUCAUGUUGUAAUAUUGA
Molecule: messenger RNA, 234 nt
Organism: Paramecium sonneborni
Lineage: Eukaryota; Ciliophora; Oligohymenophorea; Peniculida; Parameciidae
Source: the annotation of a GenBank genome assembly